CAGGAAGGAGGAAGUGAGGUAGAGCGCGAGGUUUUCUGCAUGUAUGUGGCGGACGGAGAGGCUGCAUGUGUACAGCUCACAGAGUGUGUGAGCGCACGCGUGUGUGUGUGUGUAUGUCUGUCUGUAUGUGUGUGUGUGCAAACUGCCCUUUCACGUGAAGGACAAUGUCUCUCAAGCUGCCUCGCAACUGGGACUUCAGCACCUUCAGAGCUGAAACCAACAAGAUAGCGCGGUCCAAGAGCGUCAUGCCAGGGGAAGGCGGCGCGGGGCCGUGCCGGCCGGGUUCGCCUAAAUCCUCCGAGCGACCGCUGAAGACCGGGUGGCUAAAGAAGCAACGUUCCAUCGUGAAGAACUGGCAGCUACGCUACUUCGUGCUGAGAGGGUAUACCCUGUACUACUACAAGGACGAUAAGGAUAAUGCCUUUCAGGGCCACAUCAACCUGAGGCCGAGCCAAGUGAAUGAGCUGCCGUCCAGUACGGAUGAUCCCGGGAAGUUCCUCUUCGAAAUUAUCCCAGGCAGCUCCGGGGAUCGUGAGCGGGACCCCUACGUCCUGAUGGCCAAUUCCCAGAACGAGAUGGAGGAGUGGGUCCGCACCCUCCGCAGGGUGAUUGGAGUACCCUCCAGCGGAGUGUUUGGGAAGAGCCUGGGCGACACGGUGGCGUACGAGCGGAGGUUCGGCCCCCACCUGGUGCCCAUCCUGGUGCAGGAGUGCGCGGAGUUCAUCCUGGAGCACGGGCUGAGCGAGGAGGGCAUCUUCCGCCUGCCGGGGCAGGACAACCAGGUCAAGCAGUUCCGGGACGCCUUCGACGCGGGGGAGAGGCCCUCCUUCCCCAGUGACACAGAUGUCCACACGGUGGCGUCCUUGUUCAAGCUGUACCUGCGGGAGUUGCCUGAGCCCGUGAUUCCCUGGUCCCAAUACCAGGACUUCCUGGACUGCAGUCACCUGCUGAACCCCAACGGCAACCUGGGCCGUGAAAAGCUGGAGAAGCAGAUCUCCCUCCUCCCGAGAGCCAAUUACAACCUGCUCAGCUACAUCUGCAGGUUCUUGUACAAAGUUCAGCAGAACUCCAAGGUGAAUAAAAUGAGCGUGGAGAACCUGGCCACGGUCAUCGGGGUGAACCUGCUGAAGCCGCAGAUAGAGGACCCCGUCACCAUGAUGAAAGGUACGUCGCAGAUCCAGAAGCUGAUGACGGUGAUGAUCCGGCAGCACGAGAGCCUCUUUCCCCCCUCCAAGGACGUGCCGCCUUCGCCCCCCUCCAAAAAAACGGCCCGCAAGAAGCACAGCAUGCCCCGCAGCUUCGUGGGAUGGGACGCUGCCGAGAGCGAAACUCUCUCCGAGUCCCCGGAGGAGGACGGUCCUGGGACGCUGGGAGGUGAGGCGGGAGAUGACGAGGGGUCAGAGGUCACCACCCCUGCACAGCCAUCCUGCCCUUCCUCCCUCUCCUCCUCCUCCUCCUCUUCCUCCUCCUCCUCCUCCUCCUCUUCCUUAAUGGCAGACCCCUGGACUGGGAGCCCCCGCAAGCGGACGCAGACCCUCCCCUCCCUGGGGGCCCGAGAGGGGGCGGGGCACGCGGGGCUCCACAAGGGCAGUCUCCGGGGGACGAUGGCGGGCCCCACCCUUCCUGCUCUGGACGACGACGCAAAGGGGGGCCUCCCCGAGGAGAAGGGGACCCUGUCCGAGGACAUCUUCAAAAUCCUGGACCUGCAGAGGGUCUCGCUGUUCACGGCGACAGGCAAGGGGGACCACGCGGCCAGGAGCGGGGGAUCCACGGAGAGGGGCGCCGCGAUCGCCACCAAGCCCGACCCGCCCAAACCCAGCGGCGGCCCCGCCCAGCCCCAAACCUGGCCCCAAACCCGGCCCCCCCAGGAGGAGAGGGCAGAGGGCAGGGCGGAGACGGCGAGGAGUGUGGUUUCCACACCCAGCUCGGAGGCCAAAACAGGACCCCAGAAGAACACACAGGACACGCCCGAGAGCCUCGUUACCAGUCUACAGCGGAGGAACGAGGAGCUGGUUGCCCGGGUGACGGAGCUGCAGUCUGCGCUGGACGCGGAGAAGCGGCUGGUGACGUCGCUGGAGAUCCGGCUGAGGAACGCCGAGCGCAGCCGCGACCAGGCGGAGCAGCGCAACCAGGAGCUGGACCGGGAGAUCCAGAGCUUCCUGUCCCGCCGGACCGCCGCGGGGCCGCCGUAGGGCCGCCGUGGGACCGCCACGCUCACGCAAGCACCCCGGAACCCAGAACAACCAGAACCGCCCACCCCUACCCACUCCGGCCCUAAUGGGCCAACACUCCCCAAGACCCCUGACCUUUCACCCCCACCCUCCCGAAACUCAGACUGCCGAUUGGUUAACUGAACGCGUGCCCUGGGGAUGCGGGUUCUGUGGGCAGACGGACAUCGUUUUUUUAAAAACGUACGCUUUAUAAGAACGUGUUUUUGAGACGGGCUCUUGUGCUGCUGAAGGCAGCUGACCUCCGGCCAGGACUCCAGUCUGUGUCGGCUGUACCUGCCAGUGAGCAGAACCUCAGUAAACAGCAGCCCCGCGCUGUUCGGCCAUUUUGUGUCUUGAGUUGUCCAGGGGAUAUCAUGCGCGCACAUCCCUGGCUGCCGUUUCCCACACUGAUAGCGAGCCCGUCCGUCGCUGCACGCUCACGCUCUUUCCUGUCAGGUCCCAAGUCAAAACAACUCUAUCGCCGCUGAAUAAUAAACAGGACACCCCAAGACCAGGGCUCAAAACCACAGCCACUGUUACAAUAAUAAUAAACUGUAUUUAUAUAGCACGUUUUAUACAGCACAGUGCAAUGCAAUGUCCUU
Anguilla anguilla (European eel) is the source of this 2812-nucleotide messenger RNA. It is a transcript of the gene arhgap25, whose product is annotated as Rho GTPase activating protein 25. Gene Ontology annotation, cellular component: phagocytic cup. The transcript is spliced from 11 exons. The record is from RefSeq and is a predicted model, not a curated record. Gene Ontology annotation, molecular function: GTPase activator activity. NCBI's taxonomy places the organism in Eukaryota, Metazoa, Chordata, Actinopteri, Anguilliformes, Anguillidae. Gene Ontology annotation, biological process: actin filament organization; negative regulation of small GTPase mediated signal transduction; activation of GTPase activity. Bases 165 to 2192 code for a protein of 675 amino acids.